AUGCUUGAAAGGCGAGGGGCUUGUGCAAAACAAAGGAUUGAUAAAUUAGUCUCCCACUUUUCAGGCCUGGUAAAGGAGAAGAGGAAAAAUACUGCGUUUUGUAACUUCAGCAGUAGAAAAACUUUAAUUUAUGAACAUAUCCAUGAUGCUGAUUUUUUAAUGAGGAAAGGUAAUUCCAUUAAUUCGCUAUUUAACUAUAUAUAUGUGAAUGAAAGAAUUCGUGAAAUAAAUUCUAUCCUUGCGAAUACAAAAAAUGGAAGAGGUACACAGCAGAAUUAUCCAAACACAGAUAUAAUUGAUGACGAAAAAAUUGACAAGGUCAUUGAAAAUUUGUACAGACUAUGCGUUAAAGGAAAUAUUGACACAUCUGAUGAGCGCAUAAGGUACUACAUAGAUUUUGUUCUGAGUUAUGUAAAUGAAUAUAUGGGUAACAAUGUACCAAGUGCUAUCAAUAAGGGAAUAGAAAAAGAUAGGAUAGGAAAAAAGUUCAUAAGCGUAAAGAGUUAUUUACGCUUUUUAGACAUUUUAAAAGUUCUGAAUAUAAAAAAUGAAUUUAACAGCUUACUCAAAUAUGUUAGUGAAAAUAUACACUUUUUCCCCAUAGAUAUUGUUAAAAAAAUUGCUUUUAAUCACGAUUUAAAUAGAAAUUAUUCUUUUUUUUUUAAAAAUGUUGUAGAUUAUAUGUACACUUUAAUUCAAUCUAACAUUGAACUGUAUUAUAAAGAGUUACAAAAUAUGAAUGAUUGCAUAAAUAUAUACACACAUUUCUUUUUUGCAAAAAAAUAUAAUCAUGAAAAAAAAACAUAUGAUUAUGAAAUUAACGAAGAUGUUACUUAUUUUCAUAGCUUGAAUUAUAUUUAUAUAAACCAUAUCCUUACGUUUGGAAAUUUGAUACGUUCUAAGGAAAAAAACACUUAUGAAGAAAAAAAAUACACCAAUAAAAUAGAAAUGACGGAAAAAAAACAAAAUGACCAAAAAGAUUUUUCUCAGGGGAACAUGUGUAAAGAAAGUACAAUAUACUCUGAUAACAUUUCUCCAAUCAAUAAUGAUCCAAGAGAAGGUGUGCAUAAUCGACAGAAUAAGGAAAGAUAUAAUAAUGUAUCACUCGGAUGGAUAGACCAUCUCACAGCGUCAUUUAACAAUUUGGAAAAAAAGACACAAGAGAAUAAUUUCACCUUACAAGGAAGAAACGAUGAAAAGAGGAAAAAGAGAUUAAUCAAGGAGACUAAUCAAAAAAAUAUUAUAACCUUCACUCCAUACAUUGCGAAAGAAUGUGUAUUAUGCGUGGAAAACUUUCAUUUUAAUUAUCAUAUGGUUGAUACAAUUUAUGUAUUAUUUAACUACUACACACACUUGCUAUAUAAGAAAAAAAAACAAACAAAAAAAGAAUUUUUAUUUUUUUUUAUACCUGAUAUAAGAGAAAACAUUACUGAUAUACUUUUAAAUUUUAUUAAUAUUCUAAGCAAUGAGAUAAGGAAAAACAAAAUUGUAAAAAAUAAAAAAAUUAUUGACUCCUUAGAAAGAAUACUAAAACUGGGUGAUGCUUUUGAAAUACCUUUCACAUUGGAGCCCUUCAUCAUUUAUCACUGUAAUGUUUUGUUGGUAAGUAAAUUUGAUUUAUCCUUGUUAGACAACAUAAAAAUAUUAUCUCUUUUUCGAGAACUCAAUCGUGUACAAGGGACAAAAUUGAAAAAGCAGAAAAGCCUCGUUGGUGAGAAAGCUUAUAUAUCACACGAGUGGAAUUCUUGUGGUGUGGAAAAAAAAACCUUUAUCGAUGAAAGAAGUGCAAAGAAAAAUGAUAAAAAUUAUGACCAGCUAGCCAAAAUGGACAACAACUGUUUGCAAAAGGGAGAAAAAAAAAAAAAAAAAAAUCCAUCCACGGACCAGUUCCACACAAAGUUAAGCAACACGGAUGGAGGCACCCCUGUGUGCAACACGAAUAAUGACCACUUCAUGGGAAACAUGAUAAAAUUAGUUUUCGAUAAUUUAAAAAAAUGUUUGCAUAACGCAAAAGGAAACGAUGUGUGCAUGUUGAUGCCUGCAGUUUACGAGUUUCACAAACACAUGGAUGAAGAAAUAAAAAAUAUAUUAACAGUUCAAGUGACUUGUAAUAAGGACGAUAUUAACGAACAGAACCUAGUGAAUAUAUUGCGAGUAUUUUGCAAAAUAGGGUAUAGAAAUGAGCUUAUUGACAAAUUCUUAUAUAACAGUGUGAAGUUUUUAACGGAUGAGAAAAUCAACAAAAUGAAAGAUUUUUCCACCAAUGAAGAACAUGAUCGUAGCAAUUGCAUUCGAAAGGAUCUUAUAAUAGAUGAUGUUUUAAAAAAUACGCCCUUUUCAUGUCCCAAGUUAUUUCUUCUCUUUUUUUAUUACAAAGGCAAGAGUUGUUUAUUUACGUACAAGGAUAUUUAUUAUGUAGAAAAUUACGUUCAGAAUUCCUUUUUUGAAAUGAACAUCAAAGAUUUUAUUUACCUAUUGCUGAUAUAUCACAGGAAUAAGAUUGUUUUAUUGCCCCAACUACUGCUUAAAAUUUUUUCCAUUUUUAACAAUGGGAAGAAGUACAUAAGCGUGGACGAUUUACUGUUCGGUUUGUUUUUGCUUUCGAAAAAUUAUCUCUGUCUCGCGAAUUCUUCGAAUGGCAAGAAAGGAAACGCAUAUUACCAAAACAAUUUUAGCGUGAUUGAAAAAAUUAAUCUAUUUAGGAAAAGUAAGUACUGUCAACCCCAUAUUGACAAUAUCAUCAGUGUAGUUAACGACAUGCUGUUGUAUCUUUACGACGAUAAGUUGAUCAACUGUAAGGCGGACGAAAUGAAGAAACUACAACAAGAAGGAAACAUAAAGAGCUCAGACCUGUUGGGGAAAGAAACAGAUAGACAUAUUGAUAACCAUUGCGAAAGGAGUGAAAUGUGUGAGAACAUGGUUAAUAAGGGAAUGGAUCCCCUUCUUGUAGCCAAUGAGUCAUGGAAUAAUCGGAAAGCAAAUUUUAAUGAUCUAAAGUAUAAUAUGAUAAUGAUGAAAAUUUUUUAUAAUUUGUAUUACAACCUUUUAAAUGUUCAAAAAAAAAAAAAAAAAAUAAAAAUUCUGAAUAGUCAUCACGAAAAAUUUCUCACAUACCUAUUUUCAUGUUUUAAUGAUAAUUUUUUAAAACAUGAAAAAGACAUAAAUUACAUUUCUCCACUACUAUACUAUUUUAGCUAUUUCAAUAUUUACUCUCCUUUCCAUUUUGAAAAACAAAUUUCUUACAUACUAAAAAACUGUGCAUUUGAUUAUAAACUGUUCAGAAAUAUAUUGCUUAGUCAUAUUUUUAUUAAGAAAAAAAUACCCACUGAAAUAAAAAAUUGUAUGAAAGAAUAUGUCUCAAACAAUUAUGAAAGAUUUCCUCAAAAUAUCCAAGUGGAAACAUUUAAAUUUUGCAACCAUUUUUUAGUCAUAAAUGGGGAGAAUGAAAAUGUAGAUCAGGAUCAGGCUUUAUUUAAGAAAAUGCUAAAUAUUAUACUCUCAAAUUUGCAAAAAAUGAAACCAAAGCAUUACCUUGACAUAUACAUAACCAUUAGCAAUAAUUGCGUGAAGAUAAAACAGCACUACAUUAAUCUCUUUAAUCACAUGAACAGACAUGCUUCCCAAUACACCGGUGAGCAGUUAAUGUUGAUACUUUUUUACAUGUACAAGACAGGUUAUAGCAAGCCAAAAAUAAGGAAAAAAAUAAGAAAUUUAAUAUUGCAUUAUCACAAGAAAAGGCAAAUUAACCUUAGCACAUAUAUUAAAUAUGUGCUACCCUUGGAUGAAUUCGGUAUUUAUCAUCUAUUCCCUGUGAAGUUCCAGCAAAUUAUAUACGACAAGCUAACCGAAGAUGUGAGAGAUUGUGUGCGGGAACCCUUAAAUGAUAAAGCGGAAUGUGAAAUCGAAACGAAGGAAAUGAAAGAUAGGGAGAAGAAAAACGCACCAAUAUAUAUAUUUGAACAAAUGGUUAAAAGUUCCUGA
Molecule: messenger RNA, 3981 nt
Organism: Plasmodium gonderi
Lineage: Eukaryota; Apicomplexa; Aconoidasida; Haemosporida; Plasmodiidae
Exons: 3
Coding region: 1-3981 (1326 amino acids)
Source: RefSeq, a predicted model, not a curated record